Messenger RNA from Brassica napus (rape), 909 nucleotides. RefSeq lists its product as uncharacterized. Gene Ontology annotation, cellular component: nucleolus. NCBI's taxonomy places the organism in Eukaryota, Viridiplantae, Streptophyta, Magnoliopsida, Brassicales, Brassicaceae. The record is from RefSeq and is a predicted model, not a curated record. The coding region runs from base 209 to 778 and encodes 189 amino acids. The transcript has a single exon.
UUUUUUAACUCGGAGUUGAUUUUCACACCAGGGUAACUGAUUUACAUCGAGAAUCCGGUUCGGUUCAAUUGUUGGAUUUGGACGGGAGACUCAAAACCGGAUUUCUAAACCUGAUUCCAUCCACUCAUAUAAAUUCUCGAAAACCCUUAACUCCUUCAAAACCUCACCGCCACAAUCACUUAGCUUCUCAAACAAGAAGAAGAAGAAAAUGGCCUGCACCGUAGAUUUACGGUGCCUCGACGAAGGAUUCGGCGGUAAAACCUUCAAACGUAAGUGCGAAUCUCAAGAGCAAGCCUCCGCCGAAGCCUCCAUGGACAUCGAUUCGAUCCAACCUCCUUCGGCGAAACGCAGCGCCGUCGCUUCCUCGGAAGAUCCAGACAAGCCUGUAUCCGUCGUCGCGAUCGAGAGACCGAGUUACGACGGCGUGAUCUCCGGGAAAGUCUCCGGACGGCCGUGGAAGCUGCCGCGAGCUCACAGAGCGUCGGGGAGGUUCGUGAGGAACAAGGGGCCGGAUCUGGAGGAGAUGAAGAGGGGGAGGGAGAUCAAGCGAGCGUAUAGGGAGAGGAUGAGUGAGCUCAAGGAGGAGAUUAGGAGUAAUAAGGUGGAGAAGAGGAAGAAGAAGGAGGAGAGGGAGAAGAGGAAGCAGGAGAAUGUUUUGAGGACGGGGACCAAGUUGCAGAAGAUUACGAACCCUAAGACGUUGAAGAAGAUUGCAAAGUCUAAGCAGAGGAAGCAUCUUAAAGUUAUUCCUGAUGAGAUGAUGAGUGGGAACAAGUAGAGUGUCAAGACUUGACUGUUUUUUUUUGUAUUUUGUAUUUUUUCGUGACGUUUAGUCAAAUGUUCUUACUUAGUGAGAUUUUGCUUCUACAGGAAACAAACUGUCUUUGUUAUACAAUGAGGUUUAUAGUA